Messenger RNA from Eutrema salsugineum, 1062 nucleotides. Its product is annotated as dual specificity protein phosphatase 12. Gene Ontology annotation, molecular function: protein tyrosine/serine/threonine phosphatase activity. NCBI's taxonomy places the organism in Eukaryota, Viridiplantae, Streptophyta, Magnoliopsida, Brassicales, Brassicaceae. The record is from RefSeq and is a predicted model, not a curated record. Gene Ontology annotation, biological process: protein dephosphorylation.
AUGUCGAAGCUUGACCUAAUUAGGGAGAAUCUAUUCCUUGGAGAUUUCUGCGCAGCAGCUGAAAUUCUCAAGAAUGGUAGCUCUGAAAUUUCACAUGUUCUAAAAGUUUUACACAGCCCUUCGAUAUACUUUGAGGAAUGGCAAAACGUGAGAUUAGAGUCGAAAGAAAUCAAACAAGUGUAGUACAAGACCGAGAGCUCGUUGGCAUCAGGCAAUCUCCUAUACUCGCUCGAGCACACUGGUAAAGAUCUCAAGAUAACAAGAAUGGCUGUGUUUGCUCAUGAUGAGCACUGGGAGAAUCUGCUUGAUCUUUUCCAUGUUUGCUUGGAUUUUAUCGAUGCUGGUCGUAGAUCAGAGAAAGGUGUUUUGGUUCAUUGCUUCGCGGGACAAUCUCGGAGUGCUUCUAUAGUCAUUGCGUAUCUGAUGAGAACCGAGAAGCUGUCUGUAGAAGAUGCUUUGGCUUCACUGAGGCAAAGCUCUAACGUGAGUCCCAAUCAAGGGUUUUUAAAACAGUUGGAUCUGUUUGAGAGGAUGAACUUCAAAGUCGACCGUUCAAGCCCUAUUUACAAGCGGUUCCGUCUUAAAGCUUUAGGUUUUCUAUAUAGCCAAGAUAAGAAAUUCGACAGGUUAAAGCUGAGGGCAGAUCCGGAGAAGAGUAGUAGUGGUGGUAAUACAUUUACGUACCAGUGCAAGAGAUGCAGGAGAGUUGUGUUGUUUCAAGAUCAAGUGAUGGAUCAUACUCCAGGUGAGGCUGAUCUAGAGUUGGCUGCCAUUUUUGCAAACAUGAACGGAGGUGUUCAGAACAAGAAUCAUGGUGGCGAACAGUGUACUUCUGUAUUUGUAGAGCCGAUGAGUUGGAUGAAUGUAGUUGAAGAUGGUGUGUCGCAAGGGAAGUUGAUGUGUCCUAAUUGUAAUGCUAGACUUGGAAGCUUUGAUUGGUCGGGAAGUUAUUGUAGCUGCGGAAGCAAGAUUGUUCCGGCGUUUCAACUUCAGUUGAGCCGCGUCGAUGUUCUGACUGUCAAGGAUGAAGCGAAGAAGAAGAUGAAGAAGAAGAAGAAAUGA